This is a messenger RNA of Penicillium brasilianum, 1722 nucleotides long. Lineage: Eukaryota; Fungi; Ascomycota; Eurotiomycetes; Eurotiales; Aspergillaceae. The record is from the annotation of a GenBank genome assembly.
AUGAUUGCCACAUCUAACAAGAGCGUCUCUGACAAUUGUGGCGGAGGCGAUAGCACAAAAUGUAUCGAACUUGAACACCGAGAGGAGGUCAUUGAGACGACCGCAAUCAACUCUGGAGGCCUUCAUCGACGCCUCAACAACCGCCAUAUCCAGCUCACAGCCAUUGGCGGGACCAUCGGCACUGGCCUCUUUGUCAGCAUCGGUGGUGCGUUGGCCAGGGGCGGGCCAGGUAACUUGCUGCUUUGCUUCCUGGCCUACUCCUGCGUCGUCUCCCUGAUCAACAACUCGGCGGCUGAGAUGGUCACGCACAUGCCCAUCUCAGGGGGUUUCAUUCGUCUCGCCGGGCAAUGGGUGGACGACGCACUCGGCUUUGCCAUCGGUUGGAAUUUCUUCUUCUACGAAGCCCUCCUGAUUCCCUUCGAGAUCGUGGCGUUGAACGUGGUGACGUCGUACUGGGUACUGGAUAUUGUUCGCCCAGGUCCACUUGUUGGAUUUUGCUUGGGUGUUAUCAUCUGCUACGGUCUUCUCAAUAUCGUAGCUGUGUCGGUCUUUGGAGAGGCCGAGUUCUGGCUCUCUGGCGGGAAGGUCAUUCUCAUGUUCAUACUCUUCGCCUUCACAUUCAUCACAAUGGUGGGUGGAAACCCCAAAAAUGAUGCCUAUGGGUUCCGCUAUUGGAAAGAUCCCGGUCCUUUCGUUGCACAGGCGGCUUCCGCCGAGGCUCUCGGGCAGUUUGAAGGCUUCUUGAGCGUGCUCGUGGUUGCGGUUUUCAUCAUCGUCGGGCCGGAUUAUAUCUCCAUGAUUGCUGCAGAGGCCAAACACCCAAGCUUCUACGUCAAGACAGCCUUCAAGACCGUCUACCUCCGCUUUGGCAUCUUCUUCAUCGGCAGUGCCCUCGCCGUCGGCGUGGUACUCCCCUGGAAUAACCCGGAGUUGCGGCGCAUCUUUAUAAACGGUGAAGGCUCCUCGACCGCCGCCGCCUCACCGUACGUCAUCGCAAUGACAAACAUGGGCAUCACCGUCUUACCUCAUAUUGUGAACGCUCUCCUCUUUACCAGCAUUUUCUCUGCUGGCAACACAUAUACAUACUGUUCGGUGCGUUGCCUGUACGGCCUUGCAGUCCAGGGACACGCACCUGCUUUCCUCAAGAGAUGCACAAAGAAGGGCAUUCCUAUCUACUGCUUCCUUGUCACCAUGCUUUUCCCAUUCCUAUCCUUCCUUUCGGUCAACAGUGGCUCCGCCAAUGCCCUCAAUAUUCUUCUAUCACUCAUUGCUGGCGGCGGGCUUGUAAACUACAUCGUCAUAUCGAUUACUUUCCUGCGCUACUACAAUGCUUGCAAAGUCCAAGGCGUCAAUCGCAAGAAUCUGCCCUACUAUGGAUACUUCCAACCCUACGGCGCUUGGGUCUCUUUGGUUCUGGAAUUCCUUGUGGCUAUCGGCUACGGUUAUAGCGCCUUCACGCCAUGGAGUGUGCAAGCGUUCUUUGCGAAUUAUACGAUGCAGCUCGUCGCCCCAAUCCUCUAUAUCUUCUGGAAAGUGGUCAAAAAGCCCAAGCUGAAGAAGAGCACCGAAGUCGAUCUCGUAUGGGAGCGGCCAGCGAUCAAUAUCUACGAAAGCCAGGCGAUGAUUGAAGAUCCGCCGAUCACCUUCUGGAAGGAGAUGGGCAAAAUUACAGGCAUCAACCGGGCCGUGAGAUAUUUAUGUGGAUCCUCAGACCGAUCCUAG